Diversispora eburnea is the source of this 267-nucleotide messenger RNA. The record is from the annotation of a GenBank genome assembly. NCBI's taxonomy places the organism in Eukaryota, Fungi, Glomeromycota, Glomeromycetes, Diversisporales, Diversisporaceae.
AUGGUCAUAUUAUGGUUCACAACCUUGCUUGCAAGUUAUCUUCCACCAAAACUCAGUUCGGUAGAAGGUGAAAUAUUUUGUGUAUCUAAAAUCGAAAAAAUUGACCCAGAAUCUGAUGCAAGAUCUGAUGCGAGAGAAUUAUGUAACACAUAUUUUAUUAGUAUGAGUUUGGGAUUGAUUCUUUUCUCAACUUUCAUUUUAUCUACUAUAUUUUCAUGGUUGCUUCAUAAAAAUGACGGAAUGCAAAGAAUAAAAUCAUUGGAAUAG